Molecule: messenger RNA, 3098 nt
Organism: Sardina pilchardus (European sardine)
Lineage: Eukaryota; Metazoa; Chordata; Actinopteri; Clupeiformes; Clupeidae
Exons: 9
Coding region: 285-2168 (627 amino acids)
Biological process (GO): regulation of Golgi organization; centrosome cycle; positive regulation of microtubule nucleation
Cellular component (GO): centrosome; Golgi apparatus
Molecular function (GO): molecular adaptor activity; metal ion binding
Source: RefSeq, a predicted model, not a curated record
GUUCUUAUCUCAAAAUGUUGUCGACGAUAGUCAUUGUAUAAAUGUGUAUCCUAUCUUUUGUUGAAGCUGUUUUAUGAGUCUAAGUAUGAAUAAUAUAGCUAUAUUUAUUUAUCUAUAGACUACUUCUAGACAGCCAGCAUUACAUGCAUGAUAUACCACGUAGGCUAGUGUGAUUUCCUUGUUCGAAGGAUAGCCUACCUCACGAUACUUUACCGACUUCAAAGCGUCUCACAGUAUCAAUGCAAGAUUUCAGAAUAAAUAGGGUGCAGUGUGACUGACUUGUGAUGAGCAGCAAAUCCAAAAAACACGGCUGUCGUAUAUGCAGUGGAGAUUUGCAGGGCAACCAGAGGCGAUGGCUCUAUGCCAGUCAAAAGCAGAGGGGAGGUCCUCACACGCCGACCGAUCGGUCCACCAAGGGAAGUUGGUCAGGGUCUGCGCUUAGCAGUCCAUGGGGCAGUACUUUGUCUCUGGGCUCCUAUUCUUCUCCUCAUACAUUACCAUCCCCCUCAAAGGGAGCGGAUCAUCUCUCCAUCCUAACUCAUAUACUAGGGCAGCCUGUACCAAGGGGCGGUGGGCAAAGGGAGUUUCUGUGUGGAAAGUGUGCGUCCCUUCUUGAACGAGUCUUUAAGUUUGACACAGUAAUCAGCAGAGUCAAACUACUGUCCUCUGAAAGGUUGCAGAAGCUUAAACAAGAGAGGGAUAAGAUCAGGCAGUGGGUACGUAACACUUACCUACAGGACCAGCCCUCUGAAUUUCAAUCGAAGGAAAACUUAAGUGAAGUAGAAGAUGAAAAGGAGGGAUACAGGUCAAUGAUGAGAGAUAAUCUGGCCUUGUCAGAGUAUGAGUGCUGGUCAGAGAGGUCAAGCUGUUGUCCCUAUUUCCAGAGAACAGGUAAAUGGUGCCAAAAGGGGAAAAACUGUCAAGGCUGUAACUCUCUGAGAGUAUCUGACUCUGACUAUGAGUCUGUCUGUGGGAUUCCCCGCAAUCUCCCCUUUCAGCCCUUUUCCCCACUGGCCCUUUCUCGUGACAAGUCUCAGAGCAUGCCUCUCAAUUGGUCUAGAGUACCAUCUGUCAGUUUUAGUCCCACAUCCUUAGCAGGUUCAUGCAGAUCCUUGCGGUAUCAAUCUCAAGCUAACUCCUUACAGUCACUGGAUUCUAUUGAUGCAUGUGAUCCGUUUGAUCAGCCAGAAACAUCCAACUUGGAGGGGAUUCUUAAGGAGGUCAAAUGUAUACCUUGGAAACCACUGAUUUCUCCAGUAGGGAGUCGCAUUCCUGUAUUAGAAAGAGGCAGUGGGGGCAAAAAAAGAGAGUUGAGACAUCAUGGCAUGGUUCUGGCAAGGGAGCUGGAUUUUAGAGAGCAGAAUGAGGAGGAAAUGGAAGUGGACGGCGAAAGCAUGGAUAUGCUGCUUGAAAUUCAGGAUGAGUUUCUACCUCUACGCAAGGAGAUCAGAACAGGACAAAUGCAUACUGUUGUCAAGCAGUUGCAAGAACAGCUGGAUCAGGCUCAGACCCACAUCAAGACCAUAGAUGGACAGCUCCAUAAUGAGAAAAAAGAGUCAAAGAAAAGUAGAGCUGUGUCAAAUAUUCCUACAGUGACUUACGUUGACUCCACAGUUGAGAAUGCCCCUGUGCAGAAUUUGAGCCAUUCAUUGCAUGACACUGUGAAACUAAUUCAGGAAUGUAUUGCUUCAAUGACAAAAUUAUGUGUGGAGAUGGGACAUAAAUUUGAAAAUGCAGAUUUACUGUCAAACAAAAUGAAUAUAGCAAUGAAGAACAUUGAGGACAUGAUUGCGUAUCUCUCUGAAUUAAGAGAGAAGGAGCAGGAUAUGGAGAAAGAAAUUUCCAUUCUUAGGCAGGCAGAGAGAGAGAGGGAAGCAGACCUUGCCACACUCUCUGCUAUACUGCAGAGCAACCGGGACAUCAUGAAUGAUAUGCAUGUGGAGCUGGGAUUGGAGAGGGAUGUGCAGCAGGAGCUCCACAUGGAGCAGGCCAUGAGGAGACUGCGGGACCAGAUUCUUUGGGCUGCUCUCCAGCAGAAGGAGGCACUGACACUGUGCCAAAGGGAGACAUUCAGAAGCUCCCAGGAGGAUGUACAGGAUCAGAGUACACGGACAAAACGUCCAAAUGAAGGUGAAAAGGGGGAUGAGGAGACAGGAUGUGAAAUGUGACCAGAUGAGAAGUGAAAUAAAAGCAUGCCAGCUCUGAGAGGUCUGAAGAGGAGCUAAGCCUACAAAGGUGUGUGUGCGCUGCAGCUCACUUCACACACGCCAUCUGUCAAAGGACUUUCAAAGGCUUUGCUUUUCACCUUUUUGAAAGCACAUUUUCUUUGAAUUUGUUGAAGGCCAAGUGUUGCACUGUAUUGGUGUUGAUGAGCUUAUUAUGAGUAUUAGAUUCACAAUCCACCAAGACUAAAACUGCAACUACAUUAAUAGAAAUUCUGUGACAGCAUGCCGUUUGGAGAAAGAUAUUCUGCUUUGAAUAUGCCAAAUCAUGGCCUUCACAACUUAAAAGCUGCUUGUCUACUCUGUGUACAGUAUAUGGGGCAAGUUAUAUACCAGCAAGUUACAUGCUGCCAAAGAUGUAUAAUGUGCAUGAGGCGGACUGGUCUCUUUCAUGGGUUUUAUUUCAUUCAUUUUGUUUAAUAUCGGGAAACAAUUCUCUAAUUAUUUUGAUGGUAGUGGUGCAUCAUGGUAACUCAGGCCAUCACAGUACUGUAGAUUGUUUGCUAUUGCAUUUCUUUAACUGUAACAAUGUAGUUACAGGACUGGUAUGAGGGAAAGAAGAGCACAUGGUGAUAUGAAGAGUGAAUAACACUUGUUUUCACCAACUGUUGGCAGGCACUUGUAUAUGACCAACUAGUGAUAUCUUGAGAUUGAAAUUAUCUCAAAAGUAUUACAAUUGCUUAAAAGCUCAAACUUUCCAGAUCUUAGAAUUGGUCCAGUUAGUUGGACCAGUGCUCUUCUAAAUUCAACACCUACAUCUUUUUAAAUCUAUGAUUAUUCUUUGAUUGUCCUCAAAUACAAAAGCUAUACUAUAUUUGGUCUAUUUUUCUGAAGGCCUUUGUUGUAUUUGGUGUUUUAAUAAAACGAUACUCUGGU